AUGUGUGGUGUUCUUCUCCUGAUUUUUGCGCUGAUUUUUUCGAGUUCCGGUAAGUCUAGAGCUCUUUAAAGUGAAAAAUUCGGAUUCAGCGCGUAAUUUUGGCCUAGCUGCAUUUCUAGGCCACCAAAAAUCUUCCAAAAACCGUCAUUUUGCUCCAAAUGGCCUAGAAAACCAAAUUUCAGCACUCGUCCCUGACGUCUGUGCUCCAAAACUGGACCUCGGCUGCCCGAAACCAAAUGCCACACAAAAAUCGGAAAUUCGCUGGCAUUUUGACCCCGAAUUGGAGCAAUGUUUCGCCUUCAAAUACACGGGAUGUGGCGGGAAUUCGAAUAAUUUCAACACUCAAACACUUUGCGAAGCUCUGUGUUUAGCCGUGGAUCGACAGACGUGUCCAGCUAACACAAAACCAUCGAGCACUUGUGAAGCUGAGGUGAGCCGUGUUUUAUAUGCGACAUUUUCAAUGGCAGAGAAAAAGAGUCAGAUGGCCGAGUGGUUAGCACGCGCGCCUCGCGUUCGCAAAGCCCGGGUUCGAGUCCCCAUGUUGCCUAACUUUUUUUUUACUUUUUUUUUUUAAUUGUUUUCUCUUACAGAAAGACUGUGCCCCCUCUGAAUACUGCAAAAAUCGUAUCAUGGGCUCCUCGAUCUGCUGCUCCAAAGAGGUUCGCACCAAAUUCGAGCAUAAUUUCGAAAUCUGCCCGCAAGGCAAACAACUCGUGGGACAGGAUUUCUUGGGGAAAUCGUGUAAAUCCAAUUUUUGCCCGGAAAAUUCCACGUGUCACGAUGGAGCAUAUUUUGCUGUUUGUUGUAAAUGA
Molecule: messenger RNA, 812 nt
Organism: Caenorhabditis angaria
Lineage: Eukaryota; Metazoa; Nematoda; Chromadorea; Rhabditida; Rhabditidae
Source: the annotation of a GenBank genome assembly